Biomphalaria glabrata is the source of this 5625-nucleotide messenger RNA. RefSeq names its product ATP-binding cassette sub-family C member 10-like. Gene Ontology annotation, biological process: transmembrane transport. NCBI's taxonomy places the organism in Eukaryota, Metazoa, Mollusca, Gastropoda, Planorbidae. Gene Ontology annotation, molecular function: ATP hydrolysis activity; ATP binding; ABC-type transporter activity. The transcript is spliced from 19 exons. The record is from RefSeq and is a predicted model, not a curated record. Gene Ontology annotation, cellular component: membrane. The coding region runs from base 285 to 5096 and encodes 1603 amino acids.
AAGACAUCAAAACCUUUCAUUAGCAAUUAAAUCAAAGGAGAAAUGAAUCUAAUUAAAUCAUUACAAAUCUAUAAUAAUGUUAUCAAAUCUUAAAAAUAGAUCUAUUAAAUAUAUAGUUCCGUGCCAGAUUUAUUUUAUUUUCGCAUUUUGUCAUCAAUAAAAAUGAAAACACAUCAUGAAUGAUCAUCAUCAUGACCAUGACAGAGUCAACAGAUUAAACCUACGUCUAGUAAGACUCUAGUACUGGGCAGAUUGAAUGCCAAGAGAAAACACAAUUAGUCCAUAUGGCAUCGCUUACAAAAACUCCAGCUUGGAACUGGUCAGAUCUUUGUCAACAUGGAGAAGUUAUGCAUUCAUGGGAAGGAAAAGACUUUGGUCACUGCUUUGAGCAAGUUGCAAUCCUUACUCCAACUCAUGCGAUUCUCGCCAUUGUAAGUGUUUAUCAUUUUGGUAGAAGGCAGACUUCAUGGAAUGGUAUGAAUUUAAAUGUAGCCUGGACUUGGUUUCUUGUCCUUAGACUUUUAUGUACAAUUGUUUUACUGUUGUGCCCAGUAUUUCAAGUUAUAUUUCUAGUAACAAUAGAAAAGCUGCUUCCUAGUGUUGCUGAUGGAGUCACAGCAGGAGUCUCAUUUCUGUCUUGGUUAUUACAUGUCAUUUACAUUUGGAAUGUAAGAUUUCUUCAUGACAACAGUUUAAGAGGUCCACCUAGUGCCAUUGUUGCUUUUACUUUAGUGCUGACUUCUUGUGCUAUUCAUAUGCACACAGUUAUAACAAGACACAUAUCCCAUUCUCCAUAUCGCAUCCUCACAGAAGAGUAUGCAACUUACAUCAAUGCGGCUGCUAGUGUUAUCUAUAUGAUCAGCCUUGUACCUAACAGACCACGGGAAUAUCAGGCACAACUCUCUCGAUUGAUCAAUGAAACUGAGGAGGAACAAAGGCCCUUGACCUGGGAUAGAAUUAGAUCCUACAACUCAACAACACCAUCAGAAGAUAAUACAUUAGUUGCAGAACAGGGCGUGGGCAUAUUAUCAUGGUUAACAUUUCACUGGGUGCAUCCUCUGAUGUACAGAGGAGCCAAGAUUAGGAUAAAAUCUAUCUCAGAUCUCUACCUACUCCCCAAACGCCUAAAUACACAAAGUGUUGAUGACAAAUUCCAAAAAGUUAUGCAAGUCUUACAACUAAAAUAUGAUCAAAACACUUUGACAAAUGUGUCUAGGACAAGUGGCAGCUGUAGGGAGGAUCACCAAACCAGCACAAGUCAGCUUAAUGCGGACCCACUUCUUGAGCCUUAUGCCAGCGUUCUGAGUCCCAAUAACCAUUCCACUUCUGAAGAGUUCCACCAGCAAUAUGAGAGCUAUCAAAACCAGAUAUCUUCUUCUCUACCAUCAGUUGCACAACUUGAUCAAACAGCAGCCCAUUCACAUCAGAACAAUGCUAUAGUAACAAAAGUGACACUUUUUAAAGCUCUGAACAAAGCCUUUGGUGCUGAAUAUUACAGCCUGGGCAUAUUAAAACUUUUGGCUGACAGUUUAGGCUUUGCCGGUCCCGUGCUGCUCAAUUAUCUGGUCAGUUUUGUGGAAAAUAAAGACCAAGAUGUUUAUAAAGGCUACCUGUUUGCGAUGGGUCUGUUCCUUACCACUUUUGUUGGGACUAUUUGCUCAACUCAGUUUGACUACAAUGUGCAAGUACUGGCUUUCAAAAUGCGUUGUGCCCUCAUAACUACAGUUUAUAGAAAGUCUCUUUUGAUCACCGCAGCCGUCCAUUCUAAAUUUACAACAGGGGAGAUAGUCAACUUCAUGAGCACUGACACUGAUAGAAUUUUGAAUUUCUGUCCAAGUUUUCAUGCAUUUUGGAGCUUACCUUUUCAGAUUGCUGUAUCAUUAGUAUUGUUGUACCAGCAAGUCGGGUUAGCAUUCCUGGCAGGUGUUGCCUUUGCUUUAAUAUUGAUUCCAAUCAACAAAUGGAUUGCCAAGAAGAUUGGGCAGCUUAGUACAGAGAUGAUGGCAUAUAAAGAUGAAAGAGUCAAGGUGACUAAUGAACUGUUACAUGGCAUCAAGGUUGUAAAACUCUUCUCAUGGGAGUCUCACUUUACCUCUAGCAUCAAUGAAAUCAGACGCAAGGAACUGAAGUGUCUGAGAGGCAGAAAGUACUUGGAUGCCAUGUGUGUUUUCUUCUGGGCUACAGCUCCUGUCCUAAUGGCUAUUCUCACAUUUACUACUUUUGUCUUGUUGGGCAACAAACUCACGGCAGCUAAGGUCUUCACAAGUCUGUCUUUGUUUCUAAUGCUUAUCAGUCCACUGAACUCUUUUCCCUGGGUUAUCAAUGGCCUGGUUGAAGCAUGGGUAUCACUGAAGCGGGUUCAGAAUUUUGUUUGCCUGGAAGAUAACAAGCUAGAUGAAUUCUACAGCAUUAAACAAGAUGCUGAAGACAGAACCAUAAAGAUAAGAAAUGCAAGUUUUUCAUGGAGGAAUACAACGCCAGAGAACACUUCAAAGAAUGCUGUUGAAAGUUCAGGGAACGAUACAAGUAUAGACGAAGAAGAUGAUCAUGUGACCAAAACUCAAAAUUUGGAAAGAAUCAACUUAAAUGUGUUACAGGGCCAGUUCAUUGGAAUCAUUGGUAAAGUAGGUUCUGGAAAAAGCUCUUUGCUCAAUGCUAUAAUAGGUGAACUUCGUAGAACACAAGGGGAGAUUUAUGUCAAGAAUCUUGAUGAAGGCUUUGCCUACGUGGCUCAGGAAGCUUGGAUCCAGCAUGCGACUGUACGUGAUAAUAUAUUGUUUGGUCGUUGUUAUGACAGCCGUAGAUAUGAGCUGGUCCUGGAGGCUUGCGCUCUUAUUGAAGAUUUAAAGAUACUUCCUGCAGGGGACAUGACUGAGAUAGGAGAAAAUGGUUUGACAUUAAGUGGUGGGCAAAAAGCCAGAGUAGCAUUAGCCAGAGCUGUGUAUCAGGACAAAGCUGUUUAUUUACUAGAUGACCCAUUAUCAGCUGUAGAUGCCCAUGUAGCUAAGCACAUCUACACGCAUUGCAUCAUGGGAUUGCUAAAAGACAAAACAAGGUUGCUAUGCACACACCAUGUGAAGUAUUUGAAAAAGGCGGAUCUAGUUUUACAUAUGGAAAAUGGAGUCAUCUUUAAAUCAGGUUCACCUAGUCAGGUUUUGUUAGACAUCAAUUUUAAUGAAGAGCAAAGAGCCAGUGACAGUGAUCAAGAGGGUAAAGAAUCAGAGACUUUGCCAACUGCCAAAGAUGACUACACUUUAGUUGAAGAAGAAGAAAGAGAAACAGGAGUUGUGAAAGGGGCAGUGUACAAGGCUUACUGGAGGGCUGUUGGCGCCUGUCUUUCUUCAUCAGUGCUGCUCUCUUUGUUUCUAAUGCAAGCUUCUAGAAACAUUGGCGAUUGGUGGCUGUCCUACUGGGUCACUAACAGUGCAGAGAAAGAAAUACCUGCAAGUGCCGAUAAUGCUACUCAUUGGACUCUGCAAGAGAUAGCUGAAUUUAACACAAAGCCUUGGACAAGCUUAAACACAUCUAGUGACAACGUUGUGUUUUACCUGAGCAUCUAUGCUGGCCUGACUGGCUUCAAUAUCCUGUCCACUUUACUGAGAUCCUUUCUGUUUGCCUAUGGAGGGCUGUGUGCUGCUGCUGUCAUGCAUAAUGACUUAUUGGGUGCCAUUCUUAAAGCUCCAAUGAGUUUCUUCAAUUCCACACCGAUCGGUAGAAUAGUCAACAGGUUCUCUUCUGACCUUUACUCUGUGGAUGAUUCUCUCCCUUUCACACUCAACAUAUUCCUGGCACAAGCUUUUGGAAUCCUGGGAACAUUGGUGCUCACAUGUUAUGGUCUCCCUUGGUUUGCAAUUUGCUUGAUUCCAAUCUCUGCUUUAUACUAUAAAAUACAGUUGUACUAUCGCCACACUUCAAGAGAACUAAAGAGAUUAUCAAGUGUAACACUUUCCCCAAUAUAUGCUCAUUUCUCUGAGACCAUAACAGGACUGUCAACUAUCAGGGCAAUGAGGCAUUCUCAAAGAUUCUGUGAGGAGAAUAAACAAAGGCUGGACACCAAUCAAAGGGCUCAGUAUGCAUCUCAACUUUCUUCCUGUUGGUUAAACUUCAGACUGAGAAUGCUGGGGGUUGCUAUGGUAACCUGCUUGUCACUAAUAGCAGUGCUGCAGCACCAGCUUACUUCAGUAAACGCAGGUCUAGUGGGACUUGCUUUAUCUUAUUCGCUGUCAGUGACAAACUUACUGGGUCAAGUAGUCCUGUUCUUUACAGCAACAGAAAAAGAAUUUGUCAGUGUUGAGAGAUGUCAGCAUUAUAUCAAAGAAACACCUUCAGAAAAUUGGUCUGGAAGUAUAUUUCCUCCAACACUGUGGCCAUCACUGGGUAUUAUAGUAUUUGAUAAUGUCUGGCUGAAGUACAAGGAUACUCUCAAUCCUGUUCUUAAAGGUGUGAGCUUUAGGACUGAGCCAGGAGAGAAAAUAGGCAUUGUGGGAAGGACAGGAGCAGGGAAAUCCAGUCUGUUUCUUGCACUGUUUAGGCUGGUGGAAAUAUGUGAAGGCAGCAUUACAGUGGAUGGAGUCAAUGUAAAAUAUUUGGAUCUCAAUGACAUCAGGUCCAAAAUGGCAAUCAUUCCCCAAGAUCCAUUUUUAUUUAGUGGAACAAUUCGUAAAAAUCUGGAUCCUGUGAAUUCCCAUUCUGACCCAGAUCUAUGGGCUGCUAUAGACAGGUGUCACUUGCAUGAGUGCAUAGAGAGAAUGGGAGGACUAGAAACCAACAUUACACAAAAUGGGAGGGAAUUCUCAGUUGGCCAAAGACAGUUGUUAUGUUUAGCCAGAGCUAUACUGACCCAAGCUAAGGUUCUUUGUAUUGAUGAAGCCACUGCCAAUGUAGACAUGGAGACAGACACUCUAAUACAAAACACAAUCAGAUAUGAGUUCAAAGACAGCACAGUGCUGACCAUAGCUCACCGGAUCCACACUGUGCUAGACAGCCACAGAGUGUUGGUUCUAAAAGAUGGGAACGUGCUAGAGUUCAGUCCCCCUGGUAUUCUUUUACAGGACAACCAAUCUUUAUUUUACAGUCUGGUUUAUGGCAGCAACUGAUGAAACUUUAUUUUCCAACAUUGUCUUUAAGAUUUUGCAUGUUCUCUCUUUAUUUAUUAUGAAUUGAAAAGGGUUACCAGAUGCCAUGCGCUCCCAAAGACAGGCAUUGGACUAAAGUGUAGAAACCUCUGGCUUUUGCUCAGUUGUUUUUUGUAAUUAAUUCAUCAAUUCAAUUCAAUCUUUAAUUUUUGUGUUUUGUUUACACAAACUUGCUCAUUAAUCAUGACAGAAAGUUUUGAGAACCUCUUGUAUGAGCAGCUAUUCUUAUAAUUAGAACUUUUCUUUUGCAUUCCUUGGGAAUAAUAAGAACUUUGAAAAGGAGAUGUCACUGACCUACACAAGGGGACAUAAGAGAGAAAUAAAUUCUCUAUGAUCUCAAUGACUUAAAUAGAAAUACAUAAAUAGAAAGAUUUUUUUUUCUCAAUAAAUAUCUGUAGUGUUUAAGAUACAAGAAUACAUUAAUAAGCAAAAACAAUAGUGUAGGAUUAACAAUAGGUCACUGUGACAAAAGUAUUAUUACCAAUAUUUG